Molecule: messenger RNA, 1439 nt
Organism: Exophiala xenobiotica
Lineage: Eukaryota; Fungi; Ascomycota; Eurotiomycetes; Chaetothyriales; Herpotrichiellaceae
Exons: 2
Coding region: 247-1368 (373 amino acids)
Molecular function (GO): oxidoreductase activity, acting on the CH-OH group of donors, NAD or NADP as acceptor
Source: RefSeq, a predicted model, not a curated record
GGUAGUUAAUGAUUUCGGUCACAAGACCUGUACUAUAGUAUAUGUGUUCUUUGCCAACGUCAGUAUAAUCUUCUUAGAUCAGCGAGGAACUGUGGUUGUGCAUUUGGCUGGUACCAGUGCCAUUUUCUCAAGCUUGAUCAUUUUGGCAACCAGACAAUCUCUACUCUCUACGACUUCACGAACCCGACGCCAGCUUUCCUUCUCAAGACUUUACCGGGCCGGUUGCUAAGAUACAAAUUCAACGCAAUGGUGUCGGCGCCGUCAACUUCAAAAUCACCCACCCAGCCCAAACCAUGGUACCGAGUCAUCACGCUGGACCUCCUAUUGCUGAUCCUGGCCAACUCGGUCUUCCAUCCGUACAUCAGCUUCAUAUUCUACCUGUGUAUUGCGGCGAUGCAUAAACACCGCGAGCCGAUCGCUUAUUAUACGCUCUGGUACACAGCGUUCUUGGGCGUGGUGGAGGUGGCAGUCUGGGCGAAUCAGCGAUUCACGUACGGCCGUCACAGGAAAGUCGAAUGGGAGAACGAGGUCGUUGUCAUUACGGGCGGAGGAUCCGGAUUGGGCAGGGUGCUAGCGGAAAUGCUUCUACGAAAAGGCGUGAGGGUCGCAGUGCUGGAUGUCAGAGAACCUGACGAGGAGGCACGCGAGACCAUGGAACGGUGGGAUCUGGUCUGGGAGGUGGUUGAUGUGAGUAAGAUGGAGGAUGUAAAGGCGGCCGUGGAGAGGAUUGUCACUGAGCUCGGCGCGCCAUCGAUCCUGAUCAACAACGCAGCAACGGGCGUCGCAGGUCUGCCUCUACUGACGUCGUCUCAAAACCCAGCAGCAGCAACUCUCUCGCCGGAUAAAGCCAGCAGGACCAUGACGAUCAACGCCCUAUCGCACUUCAACACGCUCUCGAUCCUGUUGCCCUACCUGACGUCCUCCAAAACAGGAGCGCACAUCGUCACCAUCUCCUCGAUCCUGGCACAUCUAUCGCCAGCCUCGUUGGCAGACUACACGGCCUCCAAAGCCGCCGUGUCAUCGCUCCAUCAGACCCUCUGCCACGAACUCCGCUGUCAUCCCGACCCGAGUGUUUUCGCCAAAGUCAAAACACUCCUCGUCGAGCCGGGCCAACUGGACACGCAGCUGUUCGCGGAUAUCACGUCCGUCCCGUUCUACGCGCAUUUCUUCGGCCCUGUGCUGGCGGCGCAGGACGUGGCAAAGGAGAUCAUUCGGACGAUUGAGCGGGGCGAUGGAGGUGUCAUUCGCAUGCCGUUUUAUGCAAAGUGUAUGCCCUUUUUCAAUGUGUUGCCCGGAACGGUGCAGUUGGGCAUGCGGUGGUUCAGCGGGAUUGAUCGAGCGAUUGUUUUGGAGAACAAGGAGGCGUAGAUGGAAAUGUAGGUGGUGGUGUCAUGGGUAUCUUGAUAAAAUCUAGUUGUACAAAUAUUGAAGAGUGCGCG